AUGCAAACUGGGCAAAGGCAGACGACUGGGAACAGCAACAGUGCCCUCCCGCUGUGCUCUGCGGAGGAGGAGCAGAGCGAGGAGGAAGAGGAGGAGGAGCAGAGCGAGGAGGAAGUGGAGGAGGAGCAGAGCAAAGAGGAAGAGGAGGAGGAGCAGAGCGAGGAGGAGCAGAGCGAAGAGGAGGAGCAGAGCGAGGAGGAGGAGCAGAGCGAGGAGGAAGAGGAGGAGGAGCAGAGCGAGGAGGAGCAGAGCGAGGAGGAAGAGGAGGAGGAGCAGAGCGAGGAGGAAGAGGAGGAGGAGCAGAGCGAGGAGGAAGAGGAGGAGGAGCAGAGCGAGGAGGAGGAGCAGAGCGAGGAGGAAGAGGAGGAGGAGCAGAGCGAGGAGGAGCAGAGUGAGGAGGAAGAGGAGGAGGAGCAGAGCGAGGAGGAGGAGGUGGAGGAGGAGCAGAGCGAGGAGGAGGAGGAGUAG
Molecule: messenger RNA, 468 nt
Organism: Knipowitschia caucasica
Lineage: Eukaryota; Metazoa; Chordata; Actinopteri; Gobiiformes; Gobiidae
Source: the annotation of a GenBank genome assembly